Exophiala dermatitidis NIH/UT8656 is the source of this 1324-nucleotide messenger RNA. Its product is annotated as NADH-ubiquinone oxidoreductase 30.4 kDa subunit, mitochondrial. The coding region runs from base 146 to 1039 and encodes 297 amino acids. The record is from RefSeq and is a predicted model, not a curated record. NCBI's taxonomy places the organism in Eukaryota, Fungi, Ascomycota, Eurotiomycetes, Chaetothyriales, Herpotrichiellaceae. Gene Ontology annotation, molecular function: NADH dehydrogenase (ubiquinone) activity. The transcript is spliced from 2 exons.
CGCAGCCAGUAGUAGGACGGACAAUUGGAGUUACUACUACGACCUCUAUACACCUCAGCCUGCACCUCACGCCCGCGGCUCUACGUGAGGUUUACCGGAUGCGAGCGUCCCGAGAGAGUCAGGUGUAGCUCUCACUCCCUCUGCAAUGUCGUCGACAAAGUCCCUGCUCCGUUUGGCGAGCAAAAGGCCGCUCAAUGUAGCCUCUCAACCAGCAAGAUGCGCACAGCGCGCCGCUCUCUCGCAGUCUGCGAGACGGGCUGCCGAAAAGGACAAUCUUCAAGACUUGAGAAAACCAGGCUCUGACAUGCUGGAAGAACUGCGAAAGGCGCCUCGUCCACCAACGGGCAAGCUCUCAGCUCCCAUUGUAAACGACGCCGACAAAUACGCCGACAAGGCCCUUCCUCUCCAUCAGUAUGGACAGUAUCUCAUGUCCUGCCUUCCGAAAUACAUCCAGCAAUUCUCGGUCUGGAAAGACGAACUAUGCAUUUACAUCACGCCCAGCGGUGUCAUCCCCGUCUUCACCUUCCUGAAGUACCACACCGCGGCCGAAUAUACCAUGGUUGCGGACAUCACGGCGGUGGACUUCCCCACAAAAAACUACCGAUUUGAGGUUGUCUACAAUCUACUCAGUGUGCGCCAUAACUCGAGGAUAAGGGUCAAGACCUACGCUGACGAGGCCACACCCGUGCCGUCAAUUACUUCGCUCUACGACGGGGCCAACUGGUAUGAGCGAGAGGUCUAUGAUCUUUUUGGGGUCUUCUUCACCGGCCACCCGGACCUGCGUCGCAUUAUGACGGAUUAUGGAUUUGACGGACACCCGCUGCGGAAGGAUUUCCCCUUGACCGGCUACACGGAGAUCCGGUAUGACGAAGAGAAGAAGCGCAUUGUUGUGGAGCCUUUGGAGAUGACGCAGGCUUUCCGGAACUUUGAGGGCGGUACCAGUGCUUGGGAGCAGGUGGGUACUGGUGUAGACAGGAAGCCGGCCGAGUUCAAGUUGCCCACCCCGAAACCAGAGGAGAAGAAGGAAGAGAAGAAGUGAGCUGAGAAGAGCGUUGAUUUGUCGCUGCAGUAUAAGAAGCCCAUUCAAAACCUUCAAUAAAUGUUUCAAAAGAUCAUUAGUCGAUGCACACUGCCUGCUGCAUUGUACAUCCAGAUGAAGAGACCAAUUGGCUGCUUGAGUCUCCCUGAUCUACCACCGAUGUCCGCAGCCCCAAGCAGGCGCUAAUCAGGCAGUUAGUAUUGUACAAGUCGACGAGAAAGGUCUGUUUCUCUCCGGUUCUAAAAGUAGUCCACUUUAGACUGCAUCUGACUACAUUCUGUUCUG